Molecule: messenger RNA, 1849 nt
Organism: Castor canadensis (American beaver)
Lineage: Eukaryota; Metazoa; Chordata; Mammalia; Rodentia; Castoridae
Gene: Phf23
Product: PHD finger protein 23
Biological process (GO): negative regulation of autophagosome assembly; negative regulation of autophagosome maturation; positive regulation of protein ubiquitination
Cellular component (GO): nucleus
Source: RefSeq, a predicted model, not a curated record
AGGAGGGAGCAGGCGGCCGGCGGCGCGGGGGGAGGGGGCCCGGUCCGGGAGUGCGGGAGGCAGUGGUAGAGGGAGGUGGCGGCAGCGGCUUAUCGCACUGGAGUCUCAACCGGGCCGAAGCAGACACUUCUGUGGAGCUAGGCAGUAGAAGCAACCAAGCACCAGAGGCGGCACCGGGAUCCCCGGCUCAGGGGAGGGGGGCGCCGGGCCGGGAGGAGGGGAGGGGGCGAUGCUGGAAGCCAUGGCGGAGCCCAGUCCCGAAGAUCCACCUCCGACUCUGAAGCCAGAGACUCAGCCACCAGAGAAACGUAGGAGAACAAUUGAGGAUUUCAACAAAUUCUGCAGUUUUGUCUUGGCUUAUGCUGGUUACAUCCCCGCUAGCAAAGAGGCCCCUGACAGUGCCACCUUGCUUGAGAAGAUGAAGCUCAAGGACUCUCUCUUUGAUCUGGAUGGGCCCAAAGUGGCAUCUCCACUGUCCCCCACAUCCCUGACACAUACCUCUCGGUCCCCUGCUGCUCUCACCCCAGUAUCCCUUUCACAGGGGGAUCUCUCCCAGCCUCCUCGAAAGAAGGACCGAAAGAACAGAAAGUUGGGGCCAGGAGGGGGGGCUGGCUUUGGGGUGCUUCGGAGGCCUCGGCCAGCUCCUGGGGAUGGAGAAAAGAGGUCUCGAAUUAAGAAGAGUAAGAAGCGGAAGUUGAAAAAAGCAGAGCGGGGGGAUCGACUCCCACCUCCUGGUCCUCCCCGGGCACCCCCCAGUGAUACAGACUCUGAAGAGGAGGAGGAGGAAGAGGAGGAGGAGGAAGAGGAAGAAGAGAUGUCGACAGUGGUAGGGGGUGAAGCCCCAGCCCCUGUGUUACCAACACCCCUCGAGGCCCCUAGGCCCCCUGCCACAGUGCAUCCUGAAGGAGCUCCCCCCACUGACAGCGAAGGCAAGGAAGUGGGCAGCACUGAAACAAGCCAAGAUGGAGAUGCCAGUUCCAGUGAAGGCGAGAUGCGGGUCAUGGAUGAGGACAUCAUGGUAGAAUCAGGUGAUGACUCAUGGGACCUGAUCACGUGUUACUGCCGAAAGCCCUUUGCAGGGCGGCCCAUGAUUGAGUGCAGCCUGUGCGGGACAUGGAUCCACCUCUCCUGUGCUAAGAUAAAGAAGACCAAUGUCCCUGACUUCUUUUAUUGCCAGAAGUGCAAGGAACUGCGGCCAGAGGCCCGGCGGAUAGGGGGGCUUCCCAAAUCUGGAGAGCCUUGACAUCACUAUCUUAGGCUGGAACUUCUGAAUGACAACAGGACUUGGGAACUGAGCCUCAGGGUCCUCAGCCUAUUUCCUGGAGCUUGGAUAUUGUACCCCCCACUUCAAGGCAGGAAUUCCCAAGGGAGACUUGUUUGGAAAUGAGUGUCUUCAGUUCCUAACCUAGCCUUGCUGCUCCAUGGACUUGAAAUUGGACCUGCUGCGGUUGGGGUGGGGGGUUGUAUGGGAGAAGGCCAUCUGGAUCUGUGGAGAUCUCUGGACAUAAUUUGUCCCUUUGACCUGCCACCCCUCACUUCCUGGGCCAGGGUUCAAAUUUGGAUGGAAUGGGACAGUUGUCUAUAUAAAACUCUAGUGUAAAUAUAACACUCCCCUCCCUCAUCCUUUCUUCUAUUUCACUCCUCAUUUAUUUUUCUUUACCGGUUGUGUUUUUAAUUUUGGACUUCCCUUUUUUGAGUAUGGCAGCUCAAAGGUGGAGUACCAGAGCCUGGCCAAGUGAAGAAGGAAAGCAGAAAGGUGACAGUUGUCACCCCGUUUUUAAUAUUGGCCAGCAGUUUGUACAGAUAGCCUGCGUGUUGUAAAUAAAGCAGAGUGGGCUCUUUUGUGUUU